AUGCCAUCCAUCGCAUCCACCGCCGCGGCGGUCGCUUUCGCGGCCACCUCGGCCCUGGCUUUGACCUCCACCUCUGCCAAGUCCGACCUCGACGGCUCCGUCUGGAAGAUGCUCGAGGGGACCUCCCCCGCCGCCUCGGCCCCGCAGGUCCGCGCGCGUAACCGCCCCACGAAGCGCCAGACGGGCUGGAACCCGCCCUCUGAGCUCUCGGGCGCGUUGAAGGAGGUGUGGGCGCACUACGAGAAGACGUACGACGGUGCCAUUGAGGGCAACAAGAACUGGGGUUGGGAUCAGAUCAUGGCCAACAACGGCUCUAUCAACGUCUGCGUCCGCUGGGACUCCAACUCCCCCAUCACAGCCGCCCAACGCACCAAGCUCGCCUCGACCUACGCGGCCCAGUACCAAAAGUGGUUCAAGUGGCUCUAUGGCUUUGACGGCUUCCCCUACGUAAACGUCGACGUCAAUAUUGUCGGCUACGCCACCAACAACACGGCCCUUCUGGAGGGCUCAACCGACGGCCUGGACGUGUACACGUCCUUCGCGGACCCGCAGGGCAUCCCCGCGUGCGACCCGGCCUGCGACCGCGACGCGCACCUCGACGGCGACUACAGCGGGUGCAAGGGCGGGGCAGCCAGCCACUUUGACAGCUCUCUGCAGCUUACCGACGGACUCGAGGGCGGUUUCGGGUAUUCGUGGGGUCAGCAGGUCGGCAGGGAGUAUAUGCUGAACAACCUCGACUCGGAGAACAUUCACAUCCUGCUGCACGAGAUGGGGCAUUCCUUCGGCUUGGACGACUUCUACGACUGGGAGCCGACGGGACAGAGCAAGUUCAUCAUGCUUGCUGGGUCUGCUAUGGAGGUUACGGAUUUCGAUGGGUGGAUGUACCGUAACUGGUGGUAUGAGCUCUCGCAGAAGCGCGGAUGGGCCAAGACGGGCUCUGGUUCCGGGGCUGUUGCUUCCGGUGCUGCUUCGACUUCUGCCACGCCUUCCGCUACUGCAUCUGCCUCUGCUUCUGCUGCGCCGAUUGUCAAGGAGGAGGAGGAGCAGGUCGCCGAGACACCCGUCCCCACGCCUACUCCUACGCCUACGCCUACCCCGACGCCCGCGCCUUCGUCUUCCGCUGCCGAUGUUCCCGUUGCGACGUGCGCCGAGGCUGCUGCCGAGCCUAGCGCGGCUGCUGCGGAGGAGUCCGGAUCCGAGAUGGCGGCGAAGUGGAGCCAGUGCGGCGGGGCUGGAUACUCCGGGCCGACUGCUUGUGCUUCCGGGUUGACUUGCACCAAGACCAAUGAGUGGUACUCGCAGUGCUUGUAA
Colletotrichum fioriniae is the source of this 1311-nucleotide messenger RNA. RefSeq lists its product as uncharacterized. Gene Ontology annotation, molecular function: cellulose binding. The record is from RefSeq and is a predicted model, not a curated record. NCBI's taxonomy places the organism in Eukaryota, Fungi, Ascomycota, Sordariomycetes, Glomerellales, Glomerellaceae. Gene Ontology annotation, biological process: carbohydrate metabolic process. Gene Ontology annotation, cellular component: extracellular region.